Messenger RNA from Mizuhopecten yessoensis (Yesso scallop), 1964 nucleotides. Its product is annotated as helix-loop-helix protein delilah-like. Bases 283 to 858 code for a protein of 191 amino acids. The transcript has a single exon. NCBI's taxonomy places the organism in Eukaryota, Metazoa, Mollusca, Bivalvia, Pectinida, Pectinidae. Gene Ontology annotation, molecular function: protein dimerization activity. The record is from RefSeq and is a predicted model, not a curated record.
UAAAAGUAGUGUACUACCUACUACAAGUGAAUGAAUAUGGGCUGGCGCUCUUCAAUGAGCCAACUAUGAAUAACAAUAGACCGUGGAGUGUUCAUCGCCCAUAACUAGCGAUAUAAAUCCGCGCGACAGGUAGUGUAGGCUUACCGCGCAGCAGUAAGGAUGUAUGUGACAAGACACACGGCUAAAGCUGUCAUGUGUUAAGCAGAAGCUGUGAGUUGUAAUGUAGACAACUUUACCUGGACAAACAGAUAUUGUGAAGUGUUUGACAGUCGCUUGAUAAACAUGGAGCGUUCUAAAAGACAAUGCAGAACCAAAAAAAGCACCGAAAAGACUUUCUCUUCUCAGUCUUGUGCUGAAGACAUGUCGGACGAAUUUGGUGAAAAAUAUAACUUUAGACGUAGCUCUCUGGUGAACAGAGUGGUCAGUGAGAGAAAGCGCAAAGAGACUAAACUACCGAAGCCCAAGUGCAAGCCUCCUCCACUGAGCAAGUACCGGCGGAGAGCAGCAAACUCCAGAGAGCGGGGUCGUAUGGAGGAUAUCAACUCAGCUUUCGAAGUAUUAAAAGGAGUUUUACCUGACAUUGAGGCAUGUCCGUCGUCCAAAAUGACUAAAAUCACCACACUGAGACUCGCCAUGAACUAUAUAUCUGCAUUGCGCAACAGUCUCGGCGUUGAAGACGACCUUAACUCAGACGCGUCCUCUUCUCGAUCGUCUAGCAUGUCCUCUGGGGAUGAGGAUCUGUGUCUUAGUCCCUCUUCCGUCUCGGCACCGGAAGAUUUCUUGAGCUCGGAGGACAUUGCCUCAUCAGAAGACUUCGACCUCGACAUCCAAGUUCCGUCAGAACUGCUGCUCAGCUAGUGUAGGUGGGUUAUUGCAGCGACUCGGCGUUAUUCAGCAUCCUCAUCCAUCCUCCUUAUCUGCAGUCUCAUCGUGUGAACUUCUCAUCCUGCGUAAGGCAACCCUUUUGGGAUCAUGAACGGAAUGCAUGAUGUUAGCACAGGAAUAAAAGACCUGUUUCAUAUGUAAAUGUGUAGUGCAGGAAAGGGACCUGUAUGACAUGUAUGUGCUACCAUGGGGUGACCAACUCCGUGGUGUAAACAUUUUGGGGAUUAAAUGAGCCAGUGUCUAUUUUUACACGAUCGACUGUAUCAAAAUUACCUCUCUGUAAAUAUGUGUGAGAAAAAAAUCAUCGAAAGUGCUUGUACUCGAGAACAUGAUAAGUGUUCGGGAAAAGAUUGGCGUACACACGUGCGGAAGCACGGACUGAACACAUGCACGUGGAAGGCACGUGCAGUCAACCCCGUGGAUUAUUAUUUUAUACUGUAUGACUAUUGUCUCAGACUUUGGGAGUGAAAGGAUUAAUGGACGAAUUUCUGUAGUCUCAAUCGUAAGUGAGCAACGCAUAUGAUCACAUAAUCAUCAGAGCGGUUGGACUUUCAUACAUUCCUAUAUAUUUGUGGCCAACUCUAAUGACGAUUUUCUUGAUGAAGACAUGUUUUUUACCAAAUGAAGAUUUAUUUUAUUUUUUAUUGAACAAAAUAUUCCUGUUGUCAAAUUAGAAUUUAUAGAUAUAUACAUUUAUAUAUAUAUAUAUUGUCCGAGUAAUGAUUGUUAAACUUUCUGCAUACCUUCGCUCUACAAACUCGCUCUCUUACAACAGUAUAUCAGCAAAACCUGGUUGUCACACAUUUUGUUUCGUCAAUUCUGCAAAUUUUUAUUUUAUAUAAAAAAAAAAUGCCAUUAUUAUUUCGACUUCUAUUAUUGAAAAUAGACGUUUUGAUACACGUAUAUGAUAAAUGAUGAAGCUGUCAUUGGAUAACUGUUUAGAUUUGUAACAGCCAGGUUGAGAGUCUGAUGUAGGAAUUUUUACCUACAUAUAACGUGCAUGGACGUGUGAACGCGUACCUUCACGGGUACUUAUAGGUGGUACAUAUCAUUGGAAUAUUAAAAUAAUAAUGUUGACA